AUGCAGCAAGACUCACAUAGCACCGACGUCGUCGCCAACAUCAAUUACUUCCCUGCGACAGGUGUACCCAUCCCCAAGUCAGCAUGGAGAACGAAAUAUCUGCACGAUAACGAUGAACACACCCGUUCCAUGCUCAUCCGAGAUGUACGAAAGGCCGAUAAGACCUUUGACUUAGAUGUGAACGGCUUCACAUUCGUGACGCUGCCGCGUAAGGAACGAGUAGGACGAGGAAGUAGUGAAGAAGAUGUGAAGCGAGAGUACUACCCCGAGUUGGAGGAAGUGACUAAGAACUUGUAA
This is a messenger RNA of Alternaria atra, 297 nucleotides long. RefSeq lists its product as uncharacterized. Bases 1 to 297 code for a protein of 98 amino acids. The transcript has a single exon. The record is from RefSeq and is a predicted model, not a curated record. Lineage: Eukaryota; Fungi; Ascomycota; Dothideomycetes; Pleosporales; Pleosporaceae.